This is a messenger RNA of Temnothorax curvispinosus, 1116 nucleotides long. Its product is annotated as zinc finger BED domain-containing protein 4-like. The transcript is spliced from 2 exons. Gene Ontology annotation, molecular function: protein dimerization activity. The record is from RefSeq and is a predicted model, not a curated record. Lineage: Eukaryota; Metazoa; Arthropoda; Insecta; Hymenoptera; Formicidae. The annotation marks the transcript as partial.
AUGGUAAAAGCACUGAGUGAGCCUUCUGAGAAGACCAUGAGUGAUGCCAGCUUGCCAGACAUUCUAAAAAAUAAGAGGUCAUGGCAGCAUGUGCUUUGUUAUAAUCAUACUCUUCAGCUUGCUAUUAGUGACACACGGAAGAAAAUCGAUUUAAACGCUGUUAUUGAAAAGGUAUCCAGCAUGGUAGCACGAUACAACAGGAGUAAAACUUCAAGAGAAUCACUCCAGUUUUUCCAGGAAAAACACAAGCUGCCAUUGCAUGACCUAAUCCAGAUGGUUAGUACAAGGUGGGAUAGUGAGUUCCUCAUGCUUGAAAGGUUUGUCGAGCAGAAGGCAGCUAUCACUAGUGAGCAGUGUAAAGCAGGUGUCAACAGCCUAACAGCCCAGGAAUGGAAGCUGGCAGAAGGAUACGUUGAAGUGCUGCGACCAGUAGCCAACUUUACAGCUGAAAUGGGAAGCUGCAAGAAACCAACACUCUCCAUGGUGCUACCUGUGUUGUUUGAAAUAAAGUCAACAUUGGAAGACUUCAUCAAGAAAUCCAAGAAGGGCACUGGGAUCAUGUUUGCUAAAAUUUUGCUGGCAAAUAUAAAAUUAAGAUUUCCAGACAUACAGUACUUUGAGUCAAAGUUGUACCAAAUUGCCAUGCUGCUUGACCCCAGGUUCAAGAAUGUUCUUGUCAGUGACAAUCUACAAGCCGCUGCACUGCUGGAAGACAUGGCUCUAGAAAAGUGGAGGCAACAUAUUAGAAGAGGCAUCAUUCAAUGCACUACUACCAACCAAGAAGCAGCAAACAUAUCAGCCUUAUCUGCAUCUAGCCAGAAAAAAACAAAGUGGGGUCACUUUCAAAAGAAAACUGUGAUGGUCAAAAAUAUGGAAAUGCCUGAUAAAAUGGACAGCAUAAAAAGAAAGGUAGAAGCUUACCUGCAGAUACCAACGAUUGGGGCGGAUGAAGACCCGCUGGCUUGGUGGAGAGUGAACAAAGCAGCCUUUCCACUUCUCGUUCCUCUCGCCCGCCACUACUUGGCCCUUGCUGCAACUGAGACGUCUAGUGAGAGAGUUUUUUCUGUUGGAGGCAAUGUAGUUAUGCAGAAAAGAACAAAUCUACUCUCGCAGCAU